This is a messenger RNA of Penaeus monodon (black tiger shrimp), 1092 nucleotides long. RefSeq lists its product as uncharacterized. Bases 1 to 1092 code for a protein of 363 amino acids. Lineage: Eukaryota; Metazoa; Arthropoda; Malacostraca; Decapoda; Penaeidae. The record is from RefSeq and is a predicted model, not a curated record. The transcript is spliced from 9 exons.
AUGGAUCUAAAUCUCUGUGUGGAGGAUUCAGCCUUGCGUCGAAAGAGUACCUUUUUUUUUUUGUCGACGGAGGACUCCAGUGCCCCUGGCAACCUCGGCCUCAAAGACCAGACCCUCGCCCUCCGCUGGGUCAAGGACAACAUCGCUUCCUUGGGGGGGGGGGGGGUCCUGAGAUAUAACCCUCUUUGGCGAGAGCGCCGGCGGGUACUCCUUUUACUGGCAGAUGAUGGCGCCCUUCAGCUGAAGGAAUGUCUGCCUCCCCCUCGCACCUUCGCUCCUCGGGUGGAUGGCGAGUACCUACCUGACGAAGCCGUGACUCUGCUGAAGGAAGGGCGCUACCACCGCGUGCCGAUCAUCAUGGGGUCAACAAGCGCGAAGGAGCACUGUGGAGUGUCGGUGAGAUCAGUGCUGGCGUUGGGAAAACACUUGAGUACGUGUGCGAGGUCCCUCAACAACAAUACCACUGAUAGAGUGGUACGCGGAUCCCGUGAUCGGCUCGAACCUCACCCAGAACUUCGACUUCGUUGGCCAGUCAGCCUCGAGCUUUUCGAGGACGAGGACCCCGAAGUCACGUCGAGAGUAAUCUUCGAGCAGUAUCUCCCGGGCCGCGAACUGACUCAGGGAGAAGCUGAUAACGCCACAGAAUUUAGUUACUCACCAGCCACCGCUUCCGUGCACAUUCCCCUCGACUGGACCGUCCGCCUCACGUCUGCCUUUGCGCCGAUGUUCGUGUACGAGUUCGAAAACCGCGGCCAGUUCGGAUGCAUGGACCGGUACCUCGCUCAGGGCCUCGGCUUGCCUCAGGCCGCCUCCCGGGUCAGUCGCGCGGACGACCUGCAGUACCUGUUCGAGUGGUCGUGGGGGAGCCUGGGGAGGGACGUCGUCACCACCACCUGGACCAACUUCGCCAAGACGCUGAACCCAACGCCUCCCGACGCCUCCCUCGGGUUUCAGUGGCACCCGACGGCCGAGGACUCCCCACAGCACCUUGGGAUUAAACCGACGCCUGCAAUGGAAGGAGAUCACAGGGUCCUUGAUCUCGCCUUCUGGGACACGCUUCCCCUCAGGGAAAAUGUACUCAUGCAUGGCUAA